This is a messenger RNA of Pistacia vera, 1554 nucleotides long. RefSeq names its product AT-hook motif nuclear-localized protein 23. The record is from RefSeq and is a predicted model, not a curated record. The transcript has a single exon. Lineage: Eukaryota; Viridiplantae; Streptophyta; Magnoliopsida; Sapindales; Anacardiaceae. Gene Ontology annotation, cellular component: nucleus. Bases 301 to 1179 code for a protein of 292 amino acids. Gene Ontology annotation, molecular function: DNA-binding transcription factor activity; minor groove of adenine-thymine-rich DNA binding.
UCCCCUCUCCUUUCUUCUUCUCCUUCUUGCCUUUCCUUUCUCUGCACUCGACCUUCGCUUCUCCCUUGUUGUUUUUGUUAUUAAAAAAGAAGAAGAAGAGAAAAAAAAAAAAGAUAAAAAUUUAUUCAUCUCUCUAUUCAAAUCUAUUAUUCUUGGAGUGCCGAAGCUUUCUCUUUCUCUUUCCUUUCCCUUUCUUUUUAUUUUUCUUUCUUCUUUAUAAAAUAAACAAACCCAUAAACAGUUUUUAAUUUUUAUUUUAAUCUUUGUUUUCCUUGUUUUCUGUUUUCUUUUGAUGUUGGCAUGGCCGGUUUGGAUUUAGGCACAGCUUCUCGCUAUGUUCACCAGCUUCAUAGACCCGACCUUCACCUUCAACACCAACCUGAUCCCGAAGACCACGACCACAACAACAAUCGAGUUGGUUCCGGAGCCGCUGGCGAUCACUACCACAACGACGGCGUUGAUCACCAAGGCCUUGACCUCGUGGCAGCAGCUAACUCGGGCCAUGGAGACCUCGUCGCUCGUCGGCCCAGAGGUCGUCCACCCGGUUCGAAAAACAAACCGAAACCUCCCGUUAUAAUCACUCGGGAGAGCGCCAACACUCUUCGAGCCCACAUUCUAGAGGUGGGAAAUGGGUGCGAUGUGUUUGACUGUGUGGCGAACUACGCUCGGAGAAGGCAGCGAGGAAUCUGUAUUCUGAGUGGAAGCGGAACGGUCACAAACGUGAGCAUAAGGCAACCCGCGGCAGCAGGAGCAAUAGUGACUCUUCAUGGGAGAUUUGAAAUAUUAUCAUUGUCAGGUUCUUUUCUGCCACCACCGGCUCCUCCAGGUGCAACAAGCUUGACAAUCUUUUUAGCCGGAGGUCAAGGACAAGUUGUUGGGGGAAGCGUGGUGGGGGAGCUGACAGCGGCGGGGCCUGUGAUCGUGAUCGCAGCGUCUUUUACAAAUGUGGCGUAUGAGAGGCUGCCGUUGGAGGAGGACGAGCAGCUGCAGAUGCAGAGUAGUGGAGGUGGUGGUGGUGGCGGUGGCGGCGGUGGAGGUGGAAAUAACUUGUUUGCAGAUGCGGCGGGGGCUGCUGCGGCGGGUCUCCCGUUCUUUAAUUUGCCGCUGAAUAUGCCUCCAAAUGUGCAGUUGCCGGUGGAUGGAUGGGCAGGAAACGCAGGUGUUAGGCCUCCGUUUUGAUCAUGAGAAUGAAUUAGCGGUAAAAUUAUUUGACUGCAAUGUGAUCUAUGAAUGUUGGAAUUGAUUGUGGCUGUGUUGGAGCACUACUUUGCAGUGGGUGAGAGAGUUGGGAUUCUUGGAUAAGUAAAGGUCAGGAAUUUAUGUACUAUCAUCCUCAUCAUAAACUUUGUUUCUCGUUUCUUCUUCUCCUUCUUCUGUUCAUGUUAAUUUUAGGGCUUUUCUUCUUCUUCUUCUUCUUCCAUUUUCUUGUUUCUUUCUUUCUUAUCCUCCUCCUUCUUCUUGGGUUUUUGAACUGUACUGAUUUAUGGAAAUAGUCUUCGUGUUAAUGGUGGAAUUCUCUUCUCUCUUUUAUAAGAAAUCAAUGGUUUGAUGAUA